Molecule: messenger RNA, 1094 nt
Organism: Drosophila biarmipes
Lineage: Eukaryota; Metazoa; Arthropoda; Insecta; Diptera; Drosophilidae
Exons: 3
Coding region: 117-1022 (301 amino acids)
Source: RefSeq, a predicted model, not a curated record
GAUGGUAUUUCAAGAGAUUUAAAAUUGUUCACCUUAGCCUGGGUUUUUCAAUCUCUUCCGAGUUCAAAAUAUAGUAAAAUUUAGAGUUCCACAAAUUCACUGUGAAAAUUUGAAAAAUGUUUCAGAAAUGGUUGUCCAUUUUCUUUUGUGUUUGUUGUUCCAUUGGGAUCCUAAGCCUGGAUGCGUCCCCCAUUCCAGUGGAGUCUUCAUCCCGAAAAGCCUCUAACAGCGAUGCUGGUCUCGAAGCUAUGGAUCACCUUGAAAGCUCUGCCAACCCAUUGACCCGGGAAGCAAGGGAAUCGAAAGAAGUAACGCCGCCUUCUGAGGUGCUAGCCCCGGCUCCAGAUGAGGAUUACAUUAAAGCCCGCAAGAAGAGAUCUCUGGGCGGGUUGGCUCCGGGACUUCGCCUAUUUCCGGUGAACGAUGGCUAUGGCAACCCGGCCAAGAUGCGAUUAAGGACCAAGAGCUCGAAGAGGCCCAAGGACAAGACGACCAAGAAGGCCAAAAACUCCACGAAAAUGGUUAGGUUUCGGGCCGAAGGGGACAAAAAGGAAACGACGGGUGCGCCGGCACGUCCCAUGGAGCUGACCAUCUCCAUUCACAAGAAGGACAAGUUUGGCCAGUGGGUCUACAACCCUUGGGGCGCCACUUUUGGCAAGGUGUGGCAGGACACCCGUUUCCACGUGAACCACCAGAGCCGCAUGCCCCGCCUGCACAUCGACUCGGACCCCGGCAUGGACUACUAUCCGGAUGACGAGGGCAUAAGCACCGUGUGCCUGGGCCGCUCGACCAUCUACAACAAGCCGAGAAUCAUGAACUACCUGACGGGCAAGAUGUACCGAGAGCCCCACUCCCAUCGACCCAUUUGGUUGGCCCUCCGCCGGCAGCUCUUCAAGCUGGCCAGGUCGGAGGAGUGUCGGACGAGCAACCUCACCGAGUGGCUGCCUUACCAGGAGUGUGCCCUCAGGCGCAACCAGCGGAUGGAGUACAUGAUCCCCCAAUAUCCCAGGCACCAGAUGUAGUUCAGUCCGCUGUUUAACAUUAUCUUUUUGGUUUUGAUGUGAUUCGAAUUCUUUAAUAAACUUUACAAUAAA